Molecule: messenger RNA, 513 nt
Organism: Juglans microcarpa x Juglans regia
Lineage: Eukaryota; Viridiplantae; Streptophyta; Magnoliopsida; Fagales; Juglandaceae
Exons: 2
Coding region: 1-513 (170 amino acids)
Molecular function (GO): nucleic acid binding; RNA-DNA hybrid ribonuclease activity
Source: RefSeq, a predicted model, not a curated record
AUGAAAGAUGGAAGAAGAUCUAGAAAUUAUAUGUCCCAGGUGCAACCAAGCAUUUUAUAUGGAGAGCAGGUUAUUAAAACUGCUUUAUCAACUCUAAAGGAAUACAAGGAGGCACAGGGUAGUAAGAGUGUGAAACGGUGUGGUGGGGAAAGAAGGCAAGAGCAGCAACAGUGGAAGAAGCCAGUAGAGGGAACCCUUAAAGCCAAUUUUAAUGCAGCAAUUGAUGAAGCAAAUCAGAGAAUGGGUGUGGGAGUAGUCAUUAGGGACAGUGAGGGUAAGCUUAUGGCUUCAUGCUGUGAUCGACUUCAAAUGGUGACUCAAGCUGUAGUUGCAGAAAGUACUACUCUGAGGACAACAGCUAAGUUGUGUUCUGAGUUGGGAUUUAACAGAGUCUUGUUUGAAGGUGAUGCACAAGUUGUUGUAAAUGCAAUAAGAAACCCAGUAGAAAAUUGGACCUGGUAUGGUCAUAUUAUUGAGGAUGUAAAAUCUGUCUUUAAAACCAUGUCUAACUGA